CUGGACGCUAUGAUGCAGGUCCUAGCGUGUAGGAAAGAGAUAGGCUGGCGAGAUGUGUCAAGAAAACUACUCAUCUAUUCCUCAGACGCCUCAUUCCACUCGGCUGGAGAUGGCAAGUUGGCAGGUAUCGUGAUGCCGAAUGAUGGUCAGUGUCACCUGGACGAUAAAGGGUUGUACACCGAAGAUCUCAAUCAGGAUUAUCCUUCAGUUGGGCAAAUGAGGGAGAUAAUCCGUGAGAAAAAGAUUAACGUGAUCUUCGCAAUCCCGCGAUCUUAUAGUCAGACUUACAAGGGGCUAUCAGAGGUCCUUGAGGGUUCCACGGUAGGCACGCUGUCGCAGGACUCGGGCAAUAUCGUGGAACUGGUCAGAGAAAACUACAAGAAAAUCUCCUCAACGGUUGAACUUCGGGCCAACAACACUGACGGAGUGACGAUUAGUUAUCAAUCGAUGUGCUUAGGAAGCACUUCUCAAGAUACGAAUCGGUGUAAAAAUGUUAAAAUUGGAGAAGAGGUGACAUUUGACGUAGAGAUUCAGGUGCCUGAAUGUCCCAGCAAUCCUGCUCUCCGUCGCAGAGACAUCAUAAUAGGUCCAGUAGGUUUGAUUGAUACUCUGACGAUUGAACUGGAGAUCAUCUGCGAAUGUGGCUGCCAGAAGGCUGACGAAGCGGAGCCUAACAGUAUUUUGUGUAGUGGCGGUAAUGGGACAUACGCUUGUGGGGUGUGCAAAUGCAACGAGGGCAGAAGAGGUCGGCUCUGUGAGUGUGAGGAGAGCCAGCUGGAUGACAACGAGCAGCAAGGAAACUGCCAACACCACAACUCGUCACUUUUGUGUUCUGGGCAUGGGGAGUGCGUGUGUGGCCAGUGCUUCUGUAACCCGCGGUCCCCGAACUCCGUGGAGAGGUUCAGUGGUGACUACUGCCAGUGUGAUGACUACUCUUGUGAUCUUUACCAGGAAAUGCUCUGUGGAGGUCCCACUAGAGGGCGCUGUCAGUGUGGCACGUGUUUGUGUAACCCGGGUUACAACGGGACGUCGUGCGACUGUCCCAUCAGUCAGGACACCUGUUUGGCUCCGAAUGGGGCAGUGUGUAACGGUCAAGGAGAGUGUAACUGUGGGAAGUGCAAAUGUGACAAGGAGUCCAGAUGCUAUGGCGACUUCUGUGAACAUUGUCCGUCGUGUGUCGGCGUGUGCAAUUGUAACAAGGACUGCGUCAACUGCCGUUUGUUUAAGAGGGGACUUUAUUCAGCUGAGGAAUGUGAGAAUAAGUGUGGUAAUAUCAGUAUUACUGAGGUGGAUGUAAUAGAAGAUGACGACAAUGGGACGAUUUGUCAGGAAUUGUUCGGAGACCAGACGGAUUGCACUUUUAAGUUCAGUUACGAAUAUGGCACAGACAACAGGCUUAGGAUCAGGACCCAGAAGGUCAUCGUAUGCGCCGAACCCGUCGACAUCAGGCCGAUCAUUGGAGGAGUCGUGGGCAGUGUAUUAGCGGGACUUCUCGGUCUUCUCAUCUGGAAAGUUUGUGUGACAGUUUACGAUGGCAGAGAGUACAGUCGCUUUAAGGAAGAGAUCGAAAACGCUAGAUGGGCGUCGCAACAAAACCCUCUGUAUCGUGGAGCUAUAACUGAAUAUCCAAACCCGAUGUGCGAGACCACGCCGACUGAGAACCCACAGUAACACUCAGGAGGGAAGGGACUCUCCAGUCGAGCUCAUGCGGUGGGUGG
Molecule: messenger RNA, 1718 nt
Organism: Liolophura sinensis
Lineage: Eukaryota; Metazoa; Mollusca; Polyplacophora; Chitonida; Chitonidae
Product: integrin beta-PS-like
Exons: 15
Coding region: 10-1671 (553 amino acids)
Biological process (GO): cell-cell adhesion; cell adhesion mediated by integrin; cell-matrix adhesion
Cellular component (GO): integrin complex; focal adhesion; cell surface
Molecular function (GO): integrin binding
Source: RefSeq, a predicted model, not a curated record